AUGUGGAAUGGGUCACUCAUCUUAACACUAAUUACGACCUGUCAUGUUUUGAGGGCUAUCGCUAUCGUCGGGGUUGAGCCAACCAUUAGCUUUUUCGAUGGGAAUGAUUACAUGAAUCAGUGCAAGACGAGGCUUGAACGUCGGAUUACAGGCAUAUCUGGCGUAAUUUACUCGCAUUCGUUAUAUGGUAGAGUGCCUUACAAUGCGAGCAGGAACUGUUUUGUGAUGCUAAUAGCACCUAUAGGUUAUCGUAUAAGGUUGCGAGUUUUGGAAUUCGAUGUGAAUGGCCAAAAUUCAAAUUGCGAGAAGGAUACGCUGCACGUGUUCGAUCAUGAGACAAUAAUUGAUCCAAGUGCUCCUCACUUCCAGACAAGUGACUCAAUCACUCCUGGACCUAUAAUAGGCCAAUUUUGCGGUAAACGAACAAAUGCUAGCGAACUGAGUGUAAGCACUCUAAAUGCCCUCACCCUAUGGUGGCACACUGAUCCUCUCCUCGCACAACAACAUCCAGCAAAAGGAUUCCGACUUCAGUGGAAUGCUUUUCGAGUCACAGCGAAUGGUACAUUAAAAGAGUACAGCAAAACCUAUUUAUUCUCAAAAUUUCAUAUUUUCUUUACAGUACCCUGCUCACCUUCAAGGGAAUUUGCUUGUGGAGGGAACGAGUGUAUACCGAUCCAACUCGCUUGUGAUCGUUUUGCAGAUUGUCGUGACGAAUCUGAUGUCAUUUAUACAAGACAAUUUGCUGCUAAUUGUGAAAGUGAGUUUCUUAUAUCUAAGAUUAUAUUUUUUGCAGAAAUUUAA
Messenger RNA from Strongylus vulgaris, 801 nucleotides. The record is from the annotation of a GenBank genome assembly. NCBI's taxonomy places the organism in Eukaryota, Metazoa, Nematoda, Chromadorea, Rhabditida, Strongylidae.